Heterotrigona itama is the source of this 26806-nucleotide messenger RNA. NCBI's taxonomy places the organism in Eukaryota, Metazoa, Arthropoda, Insecta, Hymenoptera, Apidae. The record is from the annotation of a GenBank genome assembly.
AUGACAAAGCUAAACAAAACCACAAGCCGAAUGUUAAAAUCCCCAGGCUCAGGACACGCAGAAAAUGCCGCAUAUCAACCAUGGAACGCCGAUAAUAUUAAUUCUGCGACUACAUCACCUUUUUUUUACGUCGUCGUCCGAGUACGGACAUCAGAAGACCCAGCGUGGCGGACCUUGAGAAUAAGAUCAAUCAGCCGAGCACACCUCUUCGAGAUGUCGGACCAGCGGGACCACCUCAAAUUGUCGAUGUUCAGGAAUCAUAUUCCGCCGUCGAAGACUCGACGGCGUACCUCACGGUUGGGGUGGAAGGUACGCCUGCGCCAACCUUCAAAUUCUAUAAGGGAAUCACCGAGAUCAUCGAAGGUGGCCGAUUCAAGUUCCUUACGGAUACAGAGACCAAUACGAUCACCCUCUGCAUGAGGAAGACGAAGCCCAACGACGAGGGCACAUACAAGAUCGUCGUGAGCAACAUCCAUGGCGAGGACUCUGCCGAGAUGCAGCUCUACGUUUCCGACGCCAGUGGUAUGGAUUUCCGUGCUAUGCUGAAAAAGAGGAAAUACCAGAAAUGGGCGAGAGAAGAGCAAGAACAAGAGAAGGUAGACUUGAAGGAAGUCGAGAAACCUAUGCCAGCUUUGAAGAAAGUCGAGAAGAAACCGGAAAGUUUCCUGAAGCCAUUGGUGGAUCAAUAUGCCAAGGAAGGCAAAGACAAGAAAGUCGUCUUCGAAGCGAACUUCUCAAAACCGAAUUGCAAACCAAAAUGGUUCUUCCGAAAGGACGAACUGUUCCCCUCAUCGAAAUACAAGUUCAAGAAUGAGGAAGAUUGUUACCAACUCAUUAUUCUGAAUCCUAAGGUUGAGGAUACCGGAAAGUACACCAUUGAAAUUUCAGGUGUCUCGAGCACAGGUUUCCUCAACGUCGAAGAACCAGACCCAACUUACACGUUCACGAAACCACUGGCCAAGAAAUCAAGUGGUUACACUAAACACGAAGUUUAUAUGGAAUGUACUAUUAGCUCUAACCUCGCCCAAGUCACAUGGUAUAAAGGGAAAACGAAGUUGGAGGAAGGUGAUUUGUACAGUAUAUCGAAGGACAUGAGUGGUGUUUGUCGAUUAACUAUAAAGAGUGCCACGCUUGAAGAUAGUGGCGAGUACAUUUGUAAGAUUAACAAACAAACCGACAAGACUGAGACUGUUCUAACCAUAGUUGAGUAUCCAUACAAAUUUGUAAAGGUGCUGAAGUCCCAGCAACUCGUAGAAAAGGAAACGUUGACAUUGGUCUGCGAGUUGGAUGAUGAGGGUGGUGAAGUUAAAUGGUUCAAAGGUGAUCAAGAGAUUGUACCUGACAAGAGACGCGAACCGAUUCAACAAGAAGUUGAAAGACACGGUGGCAGUGGAAAGAGAAAAAUUGGUACUGGAUGUGGAACUUCAAGACCAGACCGCACCUGCCGUCUUCUUGUUCAAUGGGAAACCGAUCGAACCUAACGAAAGGAUCGAAAUUAAGAAUUUGGGCGGUGGUAAACAUCAGCUGGUCUUCAACAGAUUAGAAAUGAGCGACGACGGUGAAAUUACUUGCGAGAGCGGACAAUUGACAAGCAGCUGUAAACUCACGGUGAACAAAGGAGAGAGUAAACCAAUCGCUGAAAUUCCCGAUAAAGUCGAAGGUCCUUCUAAUCAACCACUCGUAUUCGUUGUCCCAUACAAGAUCGAAGGAACGAAACAGAGCCAGGUAGAAGCUAAACUGUUGAAAGACGGCAAAGCAUUACCAUUGAAGGAAGUAGAAAUCGUUGUUGGUGAAGACAAAAUCACGUUCAAGAUCAAGAAACCUUCUCAUGAUCAGUCUGGUAUUUAUCAAGUGAAGAUUAGUAACAACCAAGGAGAGGAAGUCAAAGAUGUGAAUAUCAACAUGCAAGAUGUGCCGUCUCCACCUACGGACGUUGACGUCACCGAGGUCUUCCAAGACUCCUGCGUGGUGUCGUUCAAACCUUCAAAAGACGAUGGUGGAUCACCAAUCACGAAAUACGUGAUCGAACGUCUCGAUCUCAGCUUGAAGGCUCAAUGGGACAACGUUGGCGAAAUUAUGCCGGGCGAGAAAUGCGUUUACAAAGUGAAAGACCUUGUAGCGAAAAAAGAAUACAAAUUCCGUAUCAGAGCUGUGAACAAACUUGGCUCCAGCGAGCCCGCGAUGUUUGGAAAGCCAGUACUUGCGAAAGAUCCAUGGGACGAGCCAGGCAAACCCACAAACGUAGAAGUAGUGGAUUGGGACAAAGAUCACGCCGACUUAAAAUGGGUGAAACCAGAAAGUGAUGGUGGAGCACCAAUCACAGGCUACAUAAUCGAAUACAAAGAGAAAUUCGGUAAAGAAUGGGUGAAAGGCAAAGAAAUCGAAGGAAACGUAACGGAAGCUACCAUCGAUGGUCUUAAAGAAGGCACCCAAUACGAAUUCAGAAUCAGAGCUGUGAACAAAGCUGGACCUGGUGAACCGUCAGACGCUACGAAACCAAUUAUCGCCAAAUGUCGAUUCGUCAAACCGUAUAUCGAGGGUGAUGGUUUGACUAAUUUGGUCAUCAAGAAAGGACAAGUGAUCAAAUAUGAUAUUAAAUACGCUGGUGAACCCGAACCGGAAGUCCAUUGGUUCCUUGGAGAAAAAGAACUUGUUCAGGACGCAGCUGAAAGAAUUACUAUUGAUAAGUACGAGAGGAACACGGUGUUGACUGUUAGAAAAACGACUAGACCAGAUUCAGGCAAAUACAAGCUGGUUUUGAGUAAUAGCUCUGGAACCUGCGAGAGCAUCGGCGACGUCGUUGUACUUGACAAACCAUCGAAACCAAGAGGUCCACUGAAAGUCGAAGAAGUCCGUGCAGACCACGUGAAGGUAAAAUGGCAAAAACCGGAAGACAAUGGUGGUACAGACAUUACCGGUUAUGUUUUGGAAAAAAUGGACAUGGACACUGGACGAUGGAUUCCUGCCGGCGAAGUGGGACCAAACGAAGACACAUUUACCUUUAGUGGUCUAACUCCGAAGAAAAAAUACAAAUUCCGUGUGAAAGCUGUGAACAAGGAAGGCGAAUCCGAGCCACUCGAAGUCGACGAGGCAAUUCUUGCCAAGAAUCCAUAUGACGAGCCCAGUAAACCUGGUAAACCAGAAAUCUUCGAUUACGAUAACGUUAGCGUAUCCUUGAAAUGGACUAAACCUGAGAGCGAUGGUGGUAGGCCAAUCACUCACUAUACCGUCGAGAUGAAAGACAAAUUCGCGGUGGAUUGGGUGGAGGUGACGAAAACCACUGAUGCCACUCCGGAAGCAAAGGUUGAGGGCCUGAAAGAGAAAAUGGUUUAUCAAUUCCGAGUUCGUGCACACAACAAAGCAGGUCCAGGACAACCUAGCGAACCUACGGACAACCAUCUCUGCAAACACAAGAACCUUAAGCCAAGAAUCGACAGAACCAACUUCAAAUCCGUGAUCAUCAAGGCUGGACGAACGCACAAAUGGUCUGUGGACAUCAUUGGAGAACCACCGCCAGAAGUUAAAUGGGUCUGGAGAGAUAAUAUCCCUCUAACUACCACGGAACGCAUUAAGAUCGAAAAUGUCGAUUAUCAUACAGACUUUACCAUCGUGAACACGACGCGGAAAGAUACUGGAAAAUAUACUCUCAAGGUGGAGAACGUUAAUGGAAGUGACGAAGAGACUGUUGAACUUACAGUUCUUGGCAAACCGGAAGCACCAAAGGGUCCAUUGGAAGUAACAGACAUUACAGCAACCUCGGCAAAGGUGAAGUGGGAGAAACCAGAAGACGACGGCGGUGUCCCGAUCAAAGAAUACGAGAUCGAAAGGUUGGACACGAAGACUGGCAAAUGGGUGAGAGUGGGAAAAAUUCCAGGCAAUUCGCCGAAUACAGAAUUCGAGGUGACUGGAUUAAAUCCAGGCAGCGAAUACAAAUUCCGUGUAACUGCCAUCAACGACGAAGGUGAUUCCGAACCACUUGAAAGCGAACGUCCGAUCAUCGCUAGAAAUCCAUACGACGCGGCAGCUAAACCUGGAACACCUGAGAUAACCGAUUACGACAAUGAAUCUGUAAGUUUGAAAUGGACUCCCCCGCCUUCUGAUGGUGGUGCACCAAUUGAGAAAUACAUCAUCGAGAAGAAAGAUCGUUAUAAACCAGACUGGGAAAAAGCGAUCGAAGUACCUGGAAAUCAAUUGGAGGCUAAAGUGGGCAACCUGAAGGAACGAGGAGAAUAUCAGUUCAGGAUUAUUGCUGUGAACAAAGCUGGACCAUCUCCGCCAUCAGAUGCUUCGAAGAUGCAAAUAUGCAAGCACAAAGCCUUGAAACCAAGAAUCGAUCGCACAAACUUGAAGCCUAUCACCGUAAAAGCUGGCAAGGCGAUCAAAUACGACGUGGACGUACGCGGUGAACCUCCUCCAGAGAUCACCUGGUAUCACCGUGAUCAAGAAGUUAAAACCGGCGCAAAUAUCGAAAUCAUUAACGUCGAUUACAACACAAAGCUCAAUAUUACCGAUAGUGUGCGCAAGAACACUGGAGUAUGGAAGAUAAAGGCUGUAAACGCACACGCGUCUCCUGGAAAACCGAAGGGUCCUUUGAAAGUGUCCGAUGUAACGAAGAACGGUUGCAAAUUGAAAUGGGACAAGCCAGAAGAUGAUGGUGGAAAACCUUUGAGUGGGUAUGUAGUGGAGAAACUCGACAAAGCCACCGGAAGAUGGAUCCCGGUUGGACGUACCUCCCCUGGAGAAACCGAGCUAGAAGUUAAAGGUCUCCAAGAAGGUCACGAAUAUGAAUUCAGAGUCAAAGCAGUUAAUGAAGAAGGCGAAUCCGAACCACUGAUCACUGAAAGCACGACCAUUGCAAAGAAUCCUUAUGACAUAGCCAGUAAGCCUGGUGUACCAGAGUUCGAAGAUUGGGACGUGGAUCGUGUCGAUUUGAAAUGGGAACCACCGAAAAAUACGGGAGGUGUAGCUAUCACGGGUUACAUAAUCGAAAUGAAAGAGAAACCAUCGAACCAAUGGGUAGAAGCUGUUACAACCGAAUCACCACAACCAAAAGGACGCGUCACAGGCUUGAAAAAAGGCUCUAUUUACCAAUUCCGUGUACGUGCUGUUAACAAAGCUGGGCCAUCCGAGCCGAUGAAGCCACACAUCAACCGCGAGAAGCUACAAACGAUCAAAGUAAGAGCAGGUCAAACGGUGAAACUAGAAGUCGACAUCGAAGGUGAACCACCACCAACAGUCAGUUGGAUCUUCGGUGGUGCAGAGCUCCAAACUGGAGCCAACGUGAAGAUCGAUAAUGAAGAUUAUCUAACAAAGAUUCAGUUGACUCAGACCAGUCGAAAACUCAGUGGCAAAUACACCAUCAAAGCCGUGAAUACUUCUGGACAGGACGAGGCCGACGUUGAAAUUGUAAUUCUCGAUAAGCCUGGGAAACCAGAGGGGCCUCUCGAAGUGACAGAUAUUCACAAGGAGGGAUGCAAAUUAAAAUGGAACAAGCCAAGGGACGACGGUGGUUUACCUUUGUCUGGCUACUUGGUCGAGAAAAUGGACACAACGACAGGUCGUUGGGUAUCAGCUGGAAUGGCCGAUCCAGACAAGACAGAGUUAACUCUGACAGGUUUGGAGCCUGGCAAGAGAUACGAGUUCCGUGUGAAAGCUGUGAACGAGGAAGGAGAGUCGGAUCCUCUGCAGACGGAUGUUCCUAUCGUCGCUAAGAAUCCUUACGACGUACCUGGUGCGCCUGGCCUACCAGAGAUCAUCGACUGGGCCGAGAACAUGGUGAAACUCAAAUGGGAGCCACCAAUUCGAGAUGGCGGGGCAUCUAUUACAGGAUACAUAAUUGAAAUGAAAGAUAAGUUUGGUACUACCUACGUGAAAGCUGCAGAGAUCGAUAAACCAGUUUGUACGGGAACAGUGACUCGAUUGGAGGAAGGAAAUCAAUAUCAAUUCAGAGUUCGAGCGGUGAAUAAAGCCGGUCCUGGUGAACCUAGCGAAGCUACCAAUCCUCACACUGCCAAAGCUCUGAAACCAUUCAUCGAUCGUACCAAUUUGCAACAGAUAACUGUGAAAGUUGGUCUCACCGUAACCUUGGAUGUGAACAUCAUCGGUGAACCACCACCAAAUGUGACGUGGUAUUAUAAAGAAAAAGAGCUUAAAUCGGACGAUACAUUACGUAUCGAUAAUAUUGAUUACAAUACCAAAUUCUUCAUUCUGAAGACUAAGAGAGCUCAUACCGGUACAUAUGUGAUUAAAGCGAAGAACGAAGUUGGCGAGGACACCGCCGAUGUCGAGAUAAUCGUCAUUGGUAAACCAAGCAAACCAAAAGGUCCUCUAGAAAUCUCCGACGUGAACAAACACGGUUGCAAAUUGAAAUGGGAGAAACCCGAUGACGACGGUGGUGUGCCAAUCGAAUACUACGAGAUCGAGAAAUUGGAUCCUCUUACCAGGCAAUGGAUUCCUUGCGCGAAGUCCGUGGAGCCGGAAGCCACUGUUACCGGGCUCCAAGAAGGCAAAUCGUACAAAUUCCGCGUGAAGGCGGUAAAUCGCGAAGGUGAAUCCGACGAUUUGGAAGCGGAUAAAUCUAUCAUAGCUAAAAAUCCAUUCGACGAGCCAGGCAAACCUGGUCGUCCAGAGCUGAAAAAUUGGGACAAAGACUUCGUUGAUCUCGAAUGGACGCCACCUAAGGACGACGGUGGUGCUCCAAUUGAGAAAUAUAUCGUGCAGAUGAGAGACAAAGAAGGACGUCAAUGGAUAGACGUUGCUAAGGUUCUUGGAGAUCGUACUGUUGCCAAGGUCACCGAUGGCAUCGAAGAGGGUCACGAAUAUGAGUUCAGAGUGGUGGCUGUUAAUAGAGCAGGACCUGUGGCACCAAAGAUCGAUCGCAAGAAUCUACAGAGGAAAGUUAUGCGAGUGGGACAAUUGUUACGAAUCGAAGCAAAUAUACAAGGUGAACCACCACCACUCGUCACUUGGAAACUCAAGGAUGCCGUGCUUAAGAGCAUGGAUCGCCUUAAGAUUGAAAAUGAAGAUUAUCACACCACUUUCAUUAUAAGCAAGCUGCAAAGAUCAGAUGGUGGUACUUAUACUGUUAUUGCCAAGAAUGACAGCGGUACCGAUCAGGUCGACGUUGAGAUCCAUGUAUUGAGCAAACCUGGCAAACCAAAGGGACCACUCGAAGUGUCAGACGUGACAGCAGAGGGAUGUAAAUUGAAAUGGGAGAAACCCGAUGACGAUGGUGGCGAACCAGUCGAUCAUUAUGUCAUUGAAAGGAUGGACGUUGAUACCGGAAGAUGGGUACCUUGUGCCACGAGCAAAACUCCAGAGGCCGAUAUCACUGGCCUUAAUGAAGGCAAGGAUUAUAUGUUCCGCGUGAAAGCUGUCAAUUCUGAAGGUGAAUCCGAACCAUUGGAGACACCGAUUCCAACCACUGCCAAGAAUCCUUACACCGAGCCAGACGCUCCAGGCAAGCCAGAUCUGAAAGAUUGGUCCAAGCAGCACGUCGAUCUAAAAUGGAAAGCGCCGAAGAAAGAUGGUGGAGCGCCGAUCGAGAAGUACAUAAUCGAAAAGAAAGAUCAAUACGGCAAAUGGCAGAAAGCUGCCGAAGUUCCUGGAAACAAAACAGAAGGCAGAGUCGAAGGCCUGAUCGAAGGCCAGAAAUAUCAGUUCCGUGUGAAAGCCGUGAACAAAGGUGGUCAGAGCAAACCCAGCGAACCAAGCGACAGUCUAGUCGCCAAGGAUCGUUACGCAGCACCAAAGAUCGAUCGUACGAACUUGAAGGACCUAACGAUCAAAGCUGGCACUAACAUUCGAUUAGACGUGAAAGUUACAGGUGAACCACCACCAACGAAGACGUGGUACCUUAACAAAGUCAAACAAGAACCUGGUGGCGUGUUGAAUGUCGAGAUAGAAGAUUACAGGACGAAAUUUUUGGUAUCAUCAGCCAGCAGAGCUCAUUGCGGCACGUUAACGUUGAAAGCAGAGAAUAGCUCUGGAAAAGACGAAGCUUCGAUAGAGAUUUUGAUCUUGGAUAAACCUGGAAAACCAGAGGGUCCUCUGAAAGUGUCUGACGUGCACAAAGAGGGAUGCACGCUGAAAUGGAAUCCACCUUUGGAUGAUGGUGGUACACCGUUGGAUCAUUAUGUGGUUGAGAAAAUGGAUACUGAAACAGGAAGAUGGAUACCAGUGGGACGUACGAAAGAACCUACUAUGGUGGUGGAGAAUUUGGCACCUGGUCAGGAAUACAAGUUCCGAGUUUCUGCUGUGAACGCUGAAGGUGAAUCGGAACCUUUGGAAACUGACCAUGGAAUCGUUGCCAAGAAUCCAUUUGACGAACCUGGCCCUCCUGGUCGACCAGAGGCAGCCGAUUGGGACAAGGAUCACAUAGACCUAAGAUGGACUCCACCCUUAAACGAUGGUGGAUCUCCAAUCACUGGGUACAUAAUUGAGAAACGCGAGAAAGACAGUCCACGAUGGAUAAAAGCUUGUGAAACCGGGCCUGAGUGCAAAGGACGCGUCGAUAAUCUCGACGAAGGUGUCGAGUACGAGUUCCGUGUGAAAGCUGUUAACAUCGCUGGACCUGGUGAACCAUCCGAAACCAGCAAACCGAUCACAGCGAAAAGUCGACGACUUGCACCUAAGAUCGACAGAAAGAACUUGCGCGACAUCACGGUACGCGAGAACGAAGCGUUCCACUUCGAUGUCAAAAUCAUCGGAGAACCACCACCAGAUGUUACAUGGCUUCUUAAUAACAAGAGUAUUCAACAAACAACGUUCCGCAGGAUACAGAACGUUCCAUAUAACAGCAAGUUCUUUAAUGACAAACCCGAACGAAAAGACACUGGCAUUUAUAAGAUCACGGCUAUCAAUCAGUAUGGAUCUGACACAGCGGAAGUGGAAGUCACAGUUGUCUCUAAACCUGGCAAACCCGAAGGACCACUCGAAGUAUCCGACAUUCACGCAGAAGGAUGCACCCUCAAAUGGAAGAAACCAAAGGACGACGGUGGAGAACCGAUCGAAGCGUACCUCGUGGAGAAAUUUGAUCCAGAUACUGGUGUUUGGUUACCAGUCGGACCGGAAAUGAAGGUAGAAGGACUGACACCUGGACACGAAUACAAGUUCAGAGUGAAGGCGCUUAAUAAAGAAGGAGAAUCGGAACCACUGGAGACGUUCAGCUCCAUUGUGGCCAAAGAUCCAUUCACCGUACCAAGUCCUCCUGGUGCACCAGAGCCAGUUGAUUGGACCGCCAACCAGGUUGAGCUUACUUGGAAAGAACCAGUCAGCGAUGGUGGAUCACCGAUCACCGGAUACAUCAUCGAGAAGAAAGACAAAUACAGCACAAUGUGGGAGAAGGCUUUGGAGAUCGAAGUACCAACCACAAAAGGUCUUGUUCAUGGACUCAUCGAGGGUAACGACUACUUGUUCCGCGUGAUAGCUGUGAACAAAGCUGGACAAUCAGAGCCUGGCGACACCAGCAAAACAUUCACCGCUAAACCACGUUAUCUGGCACCCAAGAUCGAUCGGCGCAAUCUUCGUGAUGUUACGCUGUCGGCUGGUUCGCUAUUGAGAUUCGACGCUAAUGUGAUCGGCGAACCACCUCCGCACAUCGAGUGGCGAUACGGCGCUAUUCCUCUGCAUUCCGACAGAAAAGUGCAGAUCGACAAUUCCGAUUACAGCACGAAAUUCAGCAUACGUCCGGUGUCACGGGACGACAGCGGCGAUUACACUGUCACGGCCAAUAAUUCUUCUGGAAGAGAUUCUGUCACCGUACAAGUCACGGUUACCGACAAGCCAAUGCCACCUGAAGGUCCGCUUCAGGUGACGGACGUGCACAAAGAAGGAUGCAAGUUGAAAUGGAAAAGACCGAAGGACGAUGGCGGUACACCUAUCGAAUAUUACCAGGUGGACAAAAUGGACCCGGAGACUGGAUGUUGGGUACCUUGCGGACGAUCUACCGAACCUACUUUGGAAGUAAGUGGAUUGACACCAGGCAAAGAGUAUCUGUUCCGAGUUAGCGCUGUAAACGCCGAGGGUGAAUCUAAACCUCUGGAAGCUGAACAAGCAAUCCUAGCUAAGAACCCAUACGACGAGCCAGACAAACCAGGCGAUCUUCGUGUCACCGACUGGGACAAGGACCACGUUGAUCUUACGUGGAUACCGCCAGCGAACGACGGCGGUUCGCCAAUUACUGGCUACAUAAUCGAGAAGAAAGACAAAUACGGCGAAUGGGAGAAGGCGUUAGAAGUGCCAGCGGACGAAACAUCCGCCACUGUUCCCGACUUAAUAGAAGGCCAGCCGUACGAGUUCCGCGUGCGAGCCGUAAACAAAGCUGGCCCUGGCGAACCUUCCGAUCCAACGCCAACGAUCAUUGCCAAGCCGCGAAACCUGCCACCGAAAAUCGAUCGUACAAAUCUGGUGGAGGUCAGAAUCAAAGCUGGCCAGAACUUCGGCUUCGACGUGAAGAUUACGGGCGAACCUGCUCCAGUAACGAGAUGGAUGUUAGCGAAACGCGAGGUCCGACCCACCGAGCGUAUAAAAGUGAAACACGUGGAUUACAAUACGAGCCUCCACGUGAAAAUGGCUAGCAGAGCAGAAUCCGGAAAGUAUCAGAUCAUUGCUGAGAAUAUAAACGGCAUGGACGAGGAGUUUGUGAAGGUGACAGUUUUGGAUGUACCGAGCCCACCGCAGGGACCACUGAGAGCGUCUGAUGUGCACGCAGAAGGAUGUAAAUUGACUUGGAAACCACCAGAGGACGAUGGUGGUCAACCAAUUGAUAAAUAUAUCGUUGAGAAAAUGGAUGAAACGACUGGCCGUUGGGUACCUGCGGGAGAGACCGAUGGACCGGAGACUUCGUUGGAUGUGGAAGGACUUACGCCAGGACACAAGUACAAGUUCAGAGUUCGCGCGGUGAACAAGCAAGGGAAAUCGGAGCCGCUCACAGCGGCGCAGAGCAUCGAGGCGAAGAAUCCAUUUGACGAACCAGGUAAACCUGGCACGCCGAUUGUCUCCGACUACGACUCGGACUUUGUCGAACUUCAAUGGGAUCGUCCACAAGAAGAUGGCGGUUCACCCAUUACUGGUUACAUCAUAGAGAAACGAGACAAGUAUAGUCCUACCUGGGAGAAAUGUGCAGAAGUCGAGGGUGACGUGAAUCGUGGAAAGGUGCCCGAUCUCGUGGAGGGCACGCAUUACGAAUUCCGUGUUAGAGCUGUUAACAAGGCUGGACCCGGUGAACCCUCUGACGCUUCUAAAUCUCAUUUGGCUCGACCUAAGAAUCUUGCACCAAAGAUCGACAGAAAGUACAUGCUGGACGUGAAAGUGAAGGCCGGUGGCUUCUUCGACUUCGACGUUCCUGUUAUCGGUGAACCGCCACCAACCAAACAGUGGUCGUUAAAAGGAACAGUACUCAUAGCAAACGAUCGUAUCAAGAUCAUAAACGAAGACUACAACACCAAAGUCCGUGUGAUCGAAGCAAAACGUUCCGAUGCUGGUGUCUACACUCUCGAAGCAAAGAACACGAACGGCAGAGACAGUGCCACUCUAAAUGUAAACGUGCUGGACAUUCCGGCGCCACCAGAAGGACCCCUGAAGAUCGACAACGUGACGAAGAACGGUUGCAAUCUGAAAUGGCGUCCACCGAAAGACGAUGGUGGCUCAGAAAUUCUAUAUUACCAAGUCGAGAAAAUGGACACAGAAAAUAUGAGAUGGGUGCCUGUAGCAGAGGCUUCUUCGACUUCUGCGCAGGUGGAUCACUUGAUCGAAGGUCACGAUUAUCAGUUCCGUGUACGAGCUGUGAACAAACAAGGAGAAUCGUUACCACUCGUUGGUAUAGAUACUAUCACCGCGAAGGAUCCGUACGAUAAGCCUGAUAAGCCUGGAGCACCUGUCGCCACUGAUUGGGAUAAGGAUUACGUGGACUUGGAAUGGACACCACCGAAGAAAGACGGUGGAUCACCUAUCACUGGAUAUAUUAUUGAGAAGAAACCUCGUUUCGGUUCGUGGGAGAAAGCUCUGGAGGUCGAUGGAGCAAAAACUAACGCCAGGAUACCGGAUUUGGUCGAAGGUCAGGAGUAUGAGUUUAGAGUCAUUGCUGUUAAUAAAGCUGGUCCUGGAGAACCAUCUGAAGCUUCGUCUCCUAUCGUUGCGAAACCACGACGACUCGCUCCAUCUUUCGAUCCACAUGCAUUGAGCGACUUGGUUGUUCGAGCUGGACAAAAGAUCAGCUAUAUCAUUCCUAUCCAAGCAUCGCCUAAACCUAUGGCUACAUGGACCUUGGACGGAGAGGUGAUCAUGGCCGAUUCUCGCCAUGAAAUGUUCACUACUAAUACUGAAACCACGUUUGAAAUUCCAUUCUCCGUUCGCUCUGAUACUGGUCGUUAUGCUUUAACCCUGCAGAACGAGCACGGAAAAUUCAGUUCAAGCGCCAGAGUCACCGUCCUCGACAGACCAUCACCACCACAGAAACCACUCGAAAUCAGUAAGAUCACCAAAGAAGGUUGUCACUUGGCAUGGGGUCAUCCACUGGACGAUGGUGGCAGUCCCAUAUUGCAUUAUAUUGUCGAAAAGAUGGAUUUGUCUCGAGGUACUUGGUCCGAUGCUGGUAUGAGCACGAUAUUGAGUCACGAAGUAGCACGAUUAACGCAUCGCAAAGAGUAUCUGUUCCGUGUGAAAGCUGUAAACACCAUCGGAGAAUCCGAGCCGCUCGAAGCACCAAAGAGUAUUGUCGCCAAAAAUUUGUUCGACGAACCCGAUGCCCCUGGAAGACCACAGAUCACAGACUGGGACAAAGAUCACGUCGACCUGCAAUGGCCAGAGCCAGCAAGCGAUGGUGGUUCUCCCAUUACAGAAUACAUCGUUCAGAAGAAAGAAAAAGGUAGCCCAUACUGGGUCAACGCGGUCCACGUUCCUCCAAAUCAGACAAGUACAACCGUGCCUGACUUGACGGAGGGACAAGAGUACGAAUUCCGUGUAAUUGCUGUUAACGCUGCUGGACAAUCAGAACCAUCUGAGCCAAGCGAUCUCAUCACUGCCAAACCUCGUUACCUUGCUCCAAAGAUCAAAACGCCUUUGCAAGACAUUCGAAUCAAGGCUGGCCUCAUCUUCCACGUCGAUAUCGACUUUAUCGGUGAACCGACUCCAGAAGUCACCUGGACUGUUGGAAGCAAAGAAUUGGAGACCACGAAUAGAACAACUGUUACCUCAAUUGGUUAUCACACUAUUGUUCACACUGUUAACGCUCAACGAUCUGAUUCUGGAUUGUAUCACUUGUUACUGAAGAACAGUAGCGGAAUAGACGAAGGUAGCUUCCAAGUUAUCGUUCUCGACAGACCCAGUCCACCGGAAGGUCCUCUGCAAUACGAAGAGAUCACAAGUCAAUCGGUCACGUUGUCAUGGAAACAACCUAAAGACAAUGGUGGUAGUGAGAUCACCGGAUACGUCAUCGAGAAACGUGAUUUGACUCAUGGUGGUGGUUGGGUUCCAGCUGUAACGCACGUGAAUCCGAAAUAUACCCACGCCACAGUACCGAGAUUACUGGAAGGUACAACAUAUGAGUUUAGGGUAAGCGCGGAGAACCUUCAAGGACGUUCAGAGCCUCUAACUACCGACCAAUCGAUCGUCGCUAGGAACCAAUUCGUUGCACCUGGACAGCCUGGCAAACCAGAAUGCGUCGACGCGGACAAAGACCACAUCAAGAUCAGAUGGGCAGCGCCAAUCAGCAACGGUGGAUCAAAGAUCAUCGGUUACGACGUGGAACGACGUGAUCGUGCAACUGGCCGUUGGUUGAAGUUAACUAAAGAACCAGUGAAAAGUACUGAAUAUUACGACGAUCACGUAACCGAGGGACACCAAUACGAAUACCGAGUCACUGCAAUAAAUGCAGCUGGCGCGGGCAAAGCUAGCGACACAUCCGCUGUAUUUAUCGCGAAACCAAUGAAAGAGAAACCGAAAUUGAACCUGGACGCGCUGAUUGGACGAAAGAUCAAGGUUCGCGCCGGAGAACCGAUCAAUGUUAACAUUCCAUUGUCGGGUGCGCCAACUCCCACUAUCGAAUGGACCAAGGACGCGAGGCCUCUUUUAGAAACUCUUCGAAUAUCGACCGAAACCAAGAGCGACCGCACGAACUUGUUGGUCGAAAAGUCCGUUCGAGAAGAUGGCGGCAUUUACACAGUCACAGCGACGAACGAGCAUGGAAAGGAUUCAGCCGACAUCGAGGUUGUCGUGGUCGAUAGGCCAGGUCCACCUCAAGGUCCCCUGCAAUACACUGGUACCACGCAAGAUUCUGUAUCCUUGUCUUGGAAUAAACCUCUGGACGAUGGUGGAUCCGACAUCACCAACUACAUCGUCGAAGUAUCAGAGUUCGGAGCUGAUAACUGGCGUCAAACACCAGGAUACUGUCCAAGAACGAGCUACACUGCCAAAGGUCUCACCGAGGGCAAGAAAUAUGUAUUCAGAGUACGAGCUGAAAAUAUGUAUGGUGUGUCUGAACCAUUGGAAGGCAAACCCGUCAUCGCCAAAAGUCCAUACGAUCCACCAGAUGCACCUAGUCAACCCGAAAUCCUUGGAUACACUCCCAAUAGUUGCAGUCUUUUCUGGAAUGCACCGCUUAAUACUGGUGGCAAACCUAUUACUGGAUAUUACGUCGAAAGGCGGGAACGUGGUGGCGAAUGGCUCAAAGUCAACAACUAUCCGACUCCGAACACAACAUUCACGGUGCAAGAUCUCCACGAAGGAUCUAAAUAUGAAUUCAGAGUCAUUGCUGUUAACGAAGCUGGAUCUGGUAAACCCAGUAAACCAACUGAGCCUAUCACUGCUGGACAUCAGCUGCGUCCUGAUGCCCCCGAACCACCGAAACCAGACAGAAUAACGAAAGAUGCCGUCACACUGAGCUGGCGACCACCACGCAGCGACGGUGGUGCUAAGAUCAGAGGGUAUUUCGUCCAAAUAAAGCAGAGAGGCCAGGACGAAUGGGACGACGUUAACGGUGCUCCAAUACCAACCAACGUGUACACAGUUCCGAAGCUCAACGAAGGAGAAGAAUACCUGUUCAGAGUGAUCGCAGUGAAUGAUGUCGGAAGAAGCGAUCCAAGUAAACCAAGUAAUCCGAUCGUUAUCGAGGAACAACCGAACAAACCUGUCAUGGAUCUCGGAGGAGUUCGCGACAUCACUGUCCGUGCUGGUGAAGACUUCUCCAUCCACGUGCCAUAUAUUGGUUUCCCCAAGCCCGCUGCCACGUGGUUUGCUAACGAUGUUGUCAAGGAUGAGACUGAUCCACGUGUACAUCAACAAUUGGGUGACGACUAUGCCAGUCUUGUGGUAAAGAAUGCGAAACGUUCGGACGGUGGACAGUAUCGUCUUCAGUUGCGCAAUUCUUCCGGUUUCGACACCGCCACCGUGAACGUUAAGGUGCUAGAUCGUCCAUAUCCACCUCAAAAUCUACAUGCUGAUGAAUUUGGCGGAGAUGCUCUUACACUAUUCUGGAAUCCACCGAAAGACAAUGGAGGCGCCGAUAUCACGAAUUAUGUCGUUGAGAGACGAGAACCAAAGGGAUCGUGGUCUAAGGUGAGCAGCUACGUGACGACACCAUUCUGCCGAGUAAGAAAUCUAACAGUCGGAAGCGUAUACGAAUUCCGAGUGAUGGCUGAAAAUCAAUACGGUACUUCGGAUCCUGUGACCACGAUAGACCCGAUCAAGGCCAGGCAUCCAUUCGAUCCACCUGGAGCACCUGGAACUCCAAGAAGCGUUGAAACGUCAGAGGAUAGCAUUACCAUUACUUGGACCAAGCCUCGACACGAUGGAGGUUCACCUAUCCUUGGAUACACUGUUGAGAAACGUCUACUGAGCGAAGACAAAUGGACGAAAGCUACUCCAUCUCUCGUUCAUGACACUACUUAUAGAGUGACUGGUCUGAUAGAGAAUUAUGACUACGAGUUCCGCGUAGCCGCAGAAAAUGCAGCUGGAAAAGGACCAUGGAGUUCCAACUCUGACGUGAUCAGAGCCAUCCCGCCAAGGAUCACGUCUGACCUCAGCAUCCGUGACAUGACGGUGAUUGCCGGAGAACCAUUCACGAUAACCGUUCCUUUCACGGCGAAUCCAAAACCAAGGCCAAGCUGGUCCAUCAACGGCGAGGAAGUGCUUACAGGCGAUAGAAUCAAAUUCGACACGACGGACAUCGCCUCGCAAUUCAUCAACAAGAAGGCCAAAAGAUCUGAUACAGGAACAUACACGAUCUAUCUUACGAACACCGUUGGCACAGAUUCUGCUUCGUGCAGGGUUCUCGUCGUCGACAAACCGUCUCCACCACAAGGACCACUUGACAUUUCUGACAUCACUCCUGAAACUUGUACGUUGUCUUGGAAACCUCCACUAGACGAUGGUGGUUCACCCUAUUGGGCGAAACUCAGCAGUUUCGUAAGAAACACUCACUACGACGUGAUCGGUCUUGAACCUAAUCGUAUAUACAACUUCCGUGUUCGCGCGGAGAAUCAGUAUGGAGUGUCAGAACCGUUGCAAGCCGAUGAACCGAUCACCGCGAAAUUCCCAUUCACGGUGCCUGAAGCUCCUGGGCAACCACGUGUUAUCGAUUGGGAUACUUCGAACGCAACUGUGGUAUGGACCCGGCCGAUGUCCGAUGGUGGAUCUCGUAUUCAAGGUUACAAGGUCGAAUUCCGCGACCCUGCGGACGAUGCCACAUGGCGAGUGGCGAACGACUAUCUCGUCAAAGACACCACCUACAUCUGUUACAACCUGUUAAGUGGACACGAGUACGAGUUUAGAAUACGCGCGAAGAACGCAGCUGGUUUCAGCAAACCCAGCCCACCAUCGGCACCAUUCAAGCUGAAGAGCAAGUUCAACGUGCCUUCACCGCCAGGCACGCCGCAGGUCGUGAAGGUUGGCAGGAACUACGUCGAUCUAAAAUGGGAAGCCCCGAUCUCCGAUGGAGGUAGCCGCAUCACCGGUUACGUGAUCGAGAAACGGGAGGUUGGAAGCGCACUCUGGGCCAAGUGCAACGAGUACAACGCCAUCGAUACAGAGUACACUGUUCUGAAUCUGAUGGAACGCGGAGACUACGAGUUCCGAAUCUUCGCGGUGAACGCUGCCGGAAGAUCAGAGCCAAGCUCUUGCACUACACCGGUGAAGAUCUGCGAGGUCGAGGGUGGCGAGAAACCGGAAUUCGUCAGACCUCUGCCGAUCAGUACGAACGUGCCACUUGGCAAAACUUUGGUCCUCGAGUGCGAGGCUACUGGGAAACCAUUGCCCACCGCAAGGUGGCUGAAGAACGGCAGAGAGAUCACAAUCGGCGGCCGUUUCCGCACCGAAGCUCUCGACGGAAUCUACAGACUCGUCAUAUCCGAUGUAAUGGACGCCGAUGACGGCGACUAUAGUUGUCAAAUCUCAAACCCACUCGGUUUAGCUACCACCACUGGCCGUCUGAAGAUCGGUACUCCGCCUCGUAUCGAGCGCAUGCCAGACUAUCUAUACCUAGCCGAGAACGACAACACGAAGAUCAAGAUCUACUACAGCGGCGACCAACCGAUGAACAUCACUCUGAAGAAAGACGGUCAGAAGAUCGUCGAAACCACUCACAUCAAGUACACCGUGUUUGACGAAUAUCUCAUCAUCUUCAUCAAAGACAUUCAGAAAGAAGACGCCGGGGUGUACGACUUAUCGAUCUCAAACGACAGCGGUAGCGUGAGCGGUUCGUUCAACGUGUACAUCACCGGACUACCUGGACCACCAACCGGACCUCUCGACGUCACAGACAUUAAUAAACACACGUGCACUCUCACCUGGCGGCCACCUAAAUUCGACGGUGGUCUUCGUGUCACUCAUUACGUCGUCGAACGUCGUGACGUCAGUCAUACACACUGGAUCAUAGUUUCUUCGUUCUGCAAGGAUUGCUCGUUCUUGGUACAAGGUCUGAUUGAAGGACAAGAGUAUCUGUUCCGCGUGAUGGCCGUGAACGAUAACGGAAUGGGACCUCCUCUCGAGGGAACCAAUCCUAUCAAGGCCAAGGCACCGUUCGAUCCACCUGGUCCUCCGGGAACGCCAAAGGUCACCGAGGUUGGCGGAGACUUCGUGAAUCUCUCGUGGGAGAGACCAGAAUCGGAUGGCGGCUCGAAGAUCCAAGGCUACUGGAUCGACAAACGCGAGGUCGGUGGCCAAGCCUGGCAACGCGUGAACGUGGCCAUCUGUCUACCUACUCAGAUCAAUAUCAGCAACUUAAUCGAGGGAAGGCAGUACGAGUUCCGAGUAUUCGCUCAGAACGCUGCUGGCAUCGGGCCGGAGUCGAAGGCCUCGACUUCCGUGAAGAUCACCGAUCCUCAAGCGGCCAAAGCCCCAGAGGUGAUUCAACCUUUGCACAAGGUGAGCUGCGUGCAGAACCACAACGCUCAGUUCGUGUGCAAGAUCGUUGGUAUUCCAAGGCCGACGAUCACGUGGUUCAAGGGAGCUCGCGAGAUCGUCAGUGGAUCUCGGUACGACAUAUACUCGGAGGGCGAUACGCACACGCUGAUCAUUCGCGACGUAUUUGGAGAGGACGCGGACGAGUAUGUCUGUCGCGCUGUGAACAAAUGCGGAGUUAAGUCGACUAAGGGUGAACUUCUGAUCAAGACGCUUCCGAAACUGAACGUACCGCCGAGGUUCAGAGAUACCGCGUUCUUCGAUAAAGGUGUCAACGUGGUGAUUAAGAUUCCGUUUACCGGCUACCCGAAACCGAAGAUCAGCUGGGUCAGAGAGGGAGAGGUGAUCGAGUCUGGAGGCCACUACACCGUAGACGUGAAGGAAAGGCACGCUGUACUCACGAUCAUAGACGGUAGUCGUAUCGAUUCUGGACCUUAUCGAAUCACCGCUGAGAACGACAUGGGUCAAGACUCCGCGAUCAUCAAGAUACAAAUUAGUGACAGACCGGAUCCACCGAGGUUCCCGCAGGUGGACAACGUUGGCCACGACUCGUUGGCUCUAACGUGGAAACCACCAGUCUGGGACGGCGGUAGCAAUAUCACUAAUUAUCUCGUAGAGAAACGAGAGCAUCCGAUGACCAGCUGGAUCAGAGUUGGCAAUACCAGGUUCUGUUCUAUGGCGGUUACUGGUCUCAGUCCUGGACACCAGUACGACUUCCGUAUUUGCGCUGAGAACAUCUAUGGAAGAUCUGACCCGAGUGAAGUGACACCAUUGAUCACGACGAAGGGAACUAUCAAGAGAGAGUUCAAACAGAAGGAGUACAAGGUGGACGAGACUGGCAAGAAGAUCCGCGGACGAAGCGACGAGAAGCCACGAGACUACGAUCAAUUUGUGUUUGAUAUUUAUAGUAAACAUGUCCCACAGCCGGUUGAGAUUAAACAUAUCUCGGUGUACGAUAGAUAUGAUAUUCUCGAGGAGAUUGGAACUGGCGCGUUCGGUGUGGUGCAUCGUUGUCGCGAAAGAGCUACCGGAAACAUAUUCGCGGCCAAGUUUAUCCCUGUGUCUCAUGCGAUGGAGAAGGAACUGAUUAGGAAAGAGAUUGAUAUAAUGAAUCAGCUACAUCAUCCGAAGUUGAUCAAUCUUCACGACGCAUUCGAAGACGAUGACGAGAUGGUGUUGAUAUUCGAGUUCUUGUCCGGUGGUGAACUAUUCGAGAGGAUCACAGCGGAAGGCUACAUCAUGUCCGAGUCAGAAGUUAUCAACUAUAUGAGACAGAUUUGCGAAGGCGUGAAACAUAUGCACGAAAAGAACAUUAUACACUUAGACAUCAAACCUGAGAACAUCAUGUGCCAGACACGCAAGAGCACCAACGUCAAAUUGAUUGACUUUGGCUUGGCUACGAAACUCGAUCCAAACGAGGUGGUCAAGAUCAGCACUGGCACUGCAGAAUUUGCUGCACCUGAAAUCGUUGAACGCGAACCUGUCGGCUUCUACACAGAUAUGUGGGCUUGUGGUGUCUUAGCCUAUGUUUUAUUAAGCGGCCUUUCGCCGUUCGCCGGAGACAAUGACAUCGAGACUUUGAAGAACGUUAAGGCCUGCGACUGGGACUUCGACGAAGAAGCGUUCCGCGACGUCUCCGAAGAGGGCAAGGACUUCAUUAGGCGAUUGCUCAUCAAAAACAAAGAGAAACGUAUGACCGCCCAUGAAUGUCUCCUUCAUCCGUGGUUGACCGGAGAUCACAGCAACCGUACAACACCAAUUGCAAGCAGUCGAUACCUGAACUUCAGAGACAGGCUGCGAGCUAAAUAUGAGAACUGGGACAAAUAUGUUCUUCCGAUUGGUCGACUAGCUGAAUAUUCUUCGCUCAGAAAGCUGUUGAUCGACAAAUACAAGAUCUAUGAUUCCUGCUUCGAUCGACGGCAAGCGGCACCAAGAUUCGUCAUCAAACCUACAAGUGCAUUCGCGUACGAAGGACAAAGCGUGAAGUUCACGUGCCGUGUAAUCGCGAUCGCCUCGCCGACUCUCACGUGGUUCCACAACAAUCAAGAGCUCAGACAAUCCGUGAAAUUCAUGAAACGAUAUCACGGCGAUGAUUACACGUUCAUCAUUAACAGAGUGAAACUGGAGGACAGAGGAGAGUACGUGAUCAGGGCAGAGAAUCAUUAUGGCUACAGAGAAGAGGUCGUUUUCCUGAACGUGCAACCGUUACCGAAGCAGAUUCCAAAAUACAGACCAGAACUGCAUCCAGUCCGAAGGAGAGAACCACUCGGCUACAACGUCUGGUUGGAGACCAUCGAAUCGGCACCAAGCUUCACCUUCCUCCUUCGACCGCGUGUCAUCCAAGUCAGACAAAACUGCAAACUCCUUUGCUGUCUUGCUGGCAAUCCACCGCCAACGGUGAAAUGGUACAAGGACAAAGAUGAACUGUCUAAGCUUCAUUACUCGAUGACGAACGCGGAUGGCGUUGUCACGAUGGAAAUCAUCGAUUGCAAACCAGAGGACAGUGGCAAAUAUCGUUGCGUUGCAUCGAACAAACACGGAAAGGAUGAGACUAGCUGUGUUGUUAUCGUCGAAGAUCGAAAAUUCAUCGAGCAACCGCUGAAACCAGCACCACCUCCGAUUAUAACGGUACAUAAAGCCGGUGGAUACAGUGGUUACAGUUCCACUACUACACAGGGUCACAAUUAUAGUAGUUCUACCACAAAAUACAAUUCCUCGAGUUCAUCUUCAUAUAAAGCUACAGAUUCCAGCACAGAAAAACGAAGUACCAAGAAAUACGGACUCGAUAGCACAGGCAGUCCAUCUCGUUCUAGGAGUACAACAAAAGAAUUAAUUUACGUUGAGUUCCUCGGGAAUUAUGAGCUUGAAGUAUAAAGGCGGAGUCGCAACUCUCGUUAUCAACGAGGUAUUCCCUGAAGACGAGGGCGAGUACGUUUGCCAAGCAAGCAAUAGCAUCGGUACCGUAACUACCUCCUGCAAAUUAACUGUGAAACCCAUGACAGACGCAGCCGCGAAGAAAAAGACCGACGACAAGCCUCCAAAGAUCGUAGAUCAUGUGACUAGUAUGUUCGUAAAGGAUGGUGAAGCUGUAACGCUGAGUUGUCGAAUAAUCGGUGCGAAGAAGUUCGACGUGGUCUGGCUUCACAACAACAAGGAAAUCAAACCUAGCAAGGACUUCCAAUAUAGCAGCGAGGCUAAUAUCUAUAAAUUGAACAUUGCCGAGAUCUUCCCUGAAGACUCUGGCACUUACACCUGCGAGGCAUUCAAUGAUGCAGGAGAGAGCUUCUCAUCGUGCACGUUAAACGUACUUGUUCCAAAUGAGGAACCGAAGAGUCCAGUCUUCACGACAUUCCCACAAUCCGCAACGGUAAGCGAAGGCGAAUCGGUUACAUUCGUAUGCAAGACUGAAACCGCGCCUCUGAAAGUAACGUGGUUGAAGGACGGGAAAACGCUCCCAGAAUCUAGCAGCAGGUACCUCUUCAGUUCAGACGGUGACAAAUCGUUCGAGUUGCGUAUCAAAGCAUGUACAGCUAGCGACGUGGGUCAGUAUGUUGCUCGCGCGAUCGGCAAGAAGGGUGAGACCAACGCUGCUUUCGCCCUGAACUCUCUAGAACAUUAUCGGGAGGACAACGAUACAAGAAGAAAAACUAUGUAAAAACGAACUAUAUAAAUGUGCAACUUGAAAAUAAUCGCGGUCAUAGGCGGCGUAAUGCUCGUGUAUAAAAGAGAAAUUGGUAAACUGUAUUUAUGCUAUUCUAUAUGUAAAUUAUCAUGGAAGGCUAUAUUUACUUUUUGUGUGCUUGUCAUAUCGCAAAAGAAAAAAAAAGCAAAACAUGUCAUUAUAUGAUAAAAGAAGAAUCCAAAGCGUUAAGCAAUACGGAUAGCACGCGCAAUCUAUACGCUAAUACGAGCUUUGCUGUAUACACGAAUUAGCAUAUUUUAAGUACACAAUCGUACACAAACGGCAGUGUAAGUUAUAAACGGAAAACUUUCACUAUAGUCAGAGCCGGCAGGAUAGCCAGCAUCCUCGUACGUUCAAACAACAACUUAUCUUGCUAAAUGACUAUACGAAAGAAUUUAACACUGCCGAAAUGUACAUCCUUAUUCCAUGUAAUCGUACGCACUGUCGUGUUAUACAUGUUUGAAGACUGCUUCCGUUACAAAAUUUCAGAUAAAUAAAAAAAAUGAUUCAAAUAUAAAAGUUGCGAAAUUUUUUAUUUCCGUUUGAUUAUUUCCAUUACGAUUUCAUAAAAUAUUUUACAUCGAUCAAGUACAAAAUACUUUGACAUCCUUAAGUACUACAAACCGCUUUUAAUUUUCGUUCACUUCUAUUCUCCUCCCUCCAUAAUUUUAUAUUUUUCAAUGUAUUCGCUACCGUUCAAUUCCGUUCGAAUUGAAUUUUAUUAUUUGAUAUUUGUAUGUACAUAAUAUUAGCGUAAUAUUAGCGGUUUGUGAAGCAUUCUGUAGUUACAUAAAUUUCAAUAUCUAAUACUUAAGGGUUGAUCCAAUACUUAAGAAUCAAUUAUAUGGUAUUGUAUAAAGUAUUGGGAUCUAUAAGAUUAGAAGAAUUGAAUCCUGGAAAAAUAGCAUUUUUGAAAUCGUUAUUUAUGUCAGCAUGUAUAUGGAAAUACAGAUCAUUUUCAUUUUUUCGAGUAUCAGAUAAUAGCAGUACACAGAUAUUGAAUUUAAAUUUACUAUCCUCUUUUAUAGGAUAUAUAAAUAUUUUAUCGUGCCUCGGAACAAGCCGUAUCAUGCAAUUUGGUUUUUCACAAACAGAUCCGUUUUUUGCAAUAUCAGUUCUUAUAACAGCCGUUUUUCCAUCAAAAUAAUUACCAGGAAAAAGUAAUGUUGUAUCAUGCGUAAUAAAUGCAUUUACUCUUCCUAUAUCAUUACAACUGGAUAUCGAUAUAGUGCUCCAAAUAUUUUCCUCGGGAUGAUAAAUAUAAAAAGAUGACUUCAGCACGAACAAUUUUCCAUUUUUAACACAAUGAGGUGGAACACUAGUAAAACAUUCAGGAAUAUUUGAACCAGACGUCCAGUUACCUGUGUGAAUAUUAAGAAUAUCGACUGAAGACAAUUUUAAUCUAUGUUUUCCUACACCACCAACUAAAAUCAAUUUGUUUCUUAAAAAUACGGCGAUCAUAUGUCUCCUUGGAACUGGUAAUUGUGCUUCGUAAUACCACUUUUUAGAUAGAAGGCAAUACCGUGAAAUUAUUUUAUUAAAUUGCGAACCUUCCAAACCUACGCAUCCUCCAAUUGUAUAUACACUGAAACCUCUAGUAACAACUUGUGUUCCAAAUAACCAUGUGUUUGGGUAUUCAAUACUUUUUAAUUUUAUACGCUCAUUUAAAACAUUACCAUCCCAAAUAUACAAAUAUGCAUUUUUUGCGCCGUAAUCCUGUUUGUCACCAUUGUCACACUCAUGGAUAACUGUCCAAGCCUUUAUAAACUUCAGUUGUCUUUCUCCUUUGAUAUCAAUAAGAUUCGUUGUCUAUACGAUGUUUCAUCCAUUGAUCUUUUAUAUGUUGCAAAUAAAAUUCUGAAUAGUAUCUUAAAUUAACAUUGUUUAAUAACUUAACUAUAUUAUCUGCGUUCAAUUUGAUGAGUGAAGAUAGAGGAAGUUCUUCAAAACGGUCUAAACAAAGAGAUAUACAAAUAUCUUGUAAUACUUUUACACUUAAUUCCUGUGCUAAUAACCAUAUGUCAAUUACUUUCUGUGGAUCCAACCAAUAUAAAACUAUAAUUUCUAUAAUGUCAGUUGUUAAUUCGUCAACCAUAAACAAUACGCUCAACUGUAGCAAUAUUAAUAAUCCUUUAAAAUUCUUUUGUAGAAAUUUGGUCAAAGAAACCUUUAUGGGCUGAUAAAAAACACACAAGUGAUUCUUAUUGUGUACCCACUGAACAAAUAACCUGUAAAGUGCAUAAAGAAAUGUCAUAAUUAAUAACAUGUUCCUCGUUGUUGGAAUCACUAAAAUUGUGCGAGAAAAGAGACGCAAAGUAUUGACUUUUGCUCGCAAGUUGUUUUUUGUUCACUUUUAUACGGUGAUUAUUAAGUACCAAAGUUAAAUAUUGCGUCAUGGUGUGUUCGGUAUUACUUGUCGAAUAUAAGCACUUGUUUAAAACGACCUCAUAAAAUUUUGUUUCGGUUGUCUUGACAAAUUGUUAAAAACGGUCGUACGAAACAAUACAGGUAACGUCAAAAGGUUAGAAUACACAAAUCACUUUGGCAAGAAGUUCCAAUCAACUGCAAGUCAAAUGAGCGAGUACAUGCUUUAAUUUAAGACUUGUAUUUCAUUUCAAUUUGAAACGAUUCUAUUCGGACUUUGGUUUGCAAACAAUAAGACACAAAUUGAAAUAAUAUGUUGAUGUUUAUAUCUCAUAUUCGUCCUCACAUCCUGGAACAUACUCGUUGACUUGUACGUCUCCUUAGUUUUAAAUGCUCUCAAAGACAUUGUUUACUAAUAAACAUAAUAAACAUACAGUAGGAUAUAUUUAUGUCUUUCCAAACAAAAUCUUAACGUAUGUACAAUACAGUAUUUCGAAAUAAUUUACGACGUAACGCGACUUUUUUUUCAUUGGGUAGACUUGAAAAAAUAUAUAAAAUAAAUAUCAUAAAAUAAUACACAUAUACAUGUAUUGUAUUGUAUGUUAUACAAUAAAUGAUAGAAUCGUUUGCACAAAAACAUUAAAUUAAAUGUUUAAAUUUUUUCUUUUGUUUAUUCUUUUUUAAAUUUUUAAUUAUAGUCACGGUCAUACUUGAUUUCAAUUCCAAUUGGUGGUAAUGCAAUAUCUACUAAAUUAGUGAUAUUUGUAAUUAUACAAAAAGAUAAUGCAAAGACUGAUUACAUUGUUCUUAAAUUGUAUGAUGUAAAAAUACAUUGAUGCUAGAUCUAUCUCAGAUUUCAUCCGUGACCAAAUAUUUUUCGAGUUGUUGAAUCGCAGUGCAGACAACUGUUUUUGCGUUAAAUGCAGAAUAUAGAUGCUUCGCGUCGUUAGCAUGUGAAAAGUACAAGCAUUGAAUUUAUGAUUAAUCCAAAUGGAAAAGUUUCGUAAACAAUCUGAAAUGUUGUAUAAUUAGUAUUAACCUAUAUUGAUAUUUACGCAUUUUACAUAUCUUCGACGCAUCUUUGUAGUCUCGAGGCACAAUGGAUCAAGAACUGAUAGAAAAAUUUAUGGAAGUGACGGGGGAAAAUGAAGCAACAGCCCGCCAAUACUUGUCAUUAGCUGAGGGAAAUGUGGAAACCGCAAUAAGUUUAAUGUUUGAUGGUAGUCAAGCACCUGAACCAUUAUGUACACCUGAUCCAGAACCUGAAGUCAGACCACCAAUUCUGCCUGUACAAGAAGUAUUAGUACCGUCGGGUCCAAUAUGUUCUCUUCCAAGAUUAUCAACUAAUGUAUUUGACAGAUUCAGAGAUUUUGCUGUAGAAACUCAACGGCAGGAAGAAGAAAUGACUCGGAAGGUAGCAGGAGUUAAACAAAUGUCUUAUUGCAAAUCAAAGAGAUUGGAGGACUUAUUUCGUCCACCGUGUGGUAUUCUCUUCCUAGGUUCUUUUAUGGAAGCUCGUGAGCAUGCUAAAUCAUUGAACCGUUGGUUACUUGUAAAUAUUCAAAAUCCUCAAGAAUUUUCCUGUCAGAUCCUCAAUAGAGAUGUAUGGUCCAACCAGCAGAUUCAAGAAAUUAUAAAGGAUCACUUUAUUUUGUGGCAAGUUUUGUCAAAUACAAGUGAUGGAAGUCGUUAUGUGCAUCUGUAUGAUGUAUAUGAAUAUCCUUAUCUUGCUAUAAUAGAUCCUAGAACAGGAGAAUGUGUGAAAACUUACAAUCAUAUUACAGUAGAUAUUUUAAUGUCUGCAUUAAAUGAUAUGUUGAGCUCUCAUCCAUCACCAGAAUGUGUUUCAAAUGAUUCAAUGCAUUCUAAAAAAUGGAAUAACUGUACUGCCACAGCAACAAAAGAAAGUUCUGCAUCUAAUUCAUCAGUAGUAUAGAUAUUAAGAAUGAUGUAACAACUAUUCAAAGUUCAAGUAGAAGUAUGUCAGCUGAUGCACUUCAAAAUAUAACUAAAAAAAGAAAAAUGAACGAAUCAGAUGAAUUGAACGAAAAAAGACAAGAAAUAAGUUCAAAGAAUUUCAUAAAUACAAUGGAGAGUAUGGGUUACACAUCGACCGAUCAUACUUAUUUAGUGCCAUUUCCGAAAACAAAUAUUGGAGCAUAUUCUCCACAAACACAUUUAUCAGAUACAAUUUUAUUUCCAGCAAAUACAGUAUUUAUAACAAAAAUAUAGUGAUCUAUUAGAUAAAAUGCAAUAUAAUGCAAGUAUUUCCUUUUAACUAUGGAAUAUAUUAUAAGUUCAACAAAUAUUACGUAUCUAAAUAUAUAGAAAUAUAUUAUCACAUAUAUAUAUAUAAUAUAUAUAUAU